CCCCGCCGCCGCUGAUGUGAGUGCAACCUGCUGCGCGCUCCCUCUCUCCCGCACGAUCCCAGAAAACAGCUGAUGUCAUGGACAAGACGCGACACGGUUGACAAAGCAAAAACGUCUAUCCCUGCAGCACGACCCAGCUGGACUUUAGGCCAUCUCCACUUCUCUUUCUUCUCUCUCUCUGUUUGGCUUCUCCACCUCUCUGGGACCUGGGAUGAACGCACCAAUGAGGAGCCUCACAGUGAGUAGUCCUCCACUUCAGCCGCUCCAUCAUCUUUUUCUCCACAACGCCUCUGUCACUCACUCACAGAGCGUGUCGCAUAUAUGCCUGAUGUCAGACGUGGUGGCAAUUCCUGUCUCUCUGAGCGUACUGUAGAUGGUAUGCCUGAUCGCAUGUUAUGUGCAGUGCUGGAGCAAUUUCAGCUUUACUUUUCCCUUUGAUCCACUCUCUGUAUAGCACAGCAAGCCCAAGCAUGCUGAAGAGGAAACAGAGCUCACGGGUGGAGACCCAGCCCAUGACUGAUUUCGGGCCAGAUGAGACACUGGCAGACAGCGCUGAUAUCUUCUGGAUCAACAAACCAUGGGUUCACACUCUCCUCAGAGCGUGUGCCAUCAUCAGCGUGACCUCUGUGUGCAUGAACACGCCCAAGACCUUCGAGCAUUACCCGCCGCUCCAGUAUGUCACCUUCAAGCUGGAUACCCUGCUCCUGUUCCUCUACACCUCAGAGAUGAUUGCCAAGAUGCACAUCAGAGGAAUUAUCAAGGGGGAGAAUUCCUACAUCAAAGAUCGCUGGUGUGUUUUCGAUGGGUUCAUGGUGUUUUUCAUCUGGGUGUCUCUGGUCCUGCAGGUCUUUGAAAUAGGAGGGCUUGUGGAUCAGAUGUCUCCAUGGGGAAUGUUAAGAAUCCCCAGAGCGCUCAUUAUGAUCCGGGCCUUCAGGAUUUACUUCCGCUUUGAGCUUCCCCGCUCCCGCAUCACCAAUAUUCUCAAACGCUCCGGGGAGCAGAUUUGGAGUGUGUCCAUAUUUUUGCUAUUUUUCCUUCUCCUUUACGGAAUUCUGGGAGUUCAGAUGUUCGGGACCUUCAACCAUCACUGUGUGACCAACGACACAGAGAAGGGUAAUGUAACGUGGAACAGCUUAGCCAUCCCUGACACCCACUGUUCCCCUCAUGGUGAGGGUUACCAGUGUCCUUAUGGGUUCAAGUGCAUGGACCUUGAGGAACUGGGCCUCAGCAGGCAGGAGCUGGGCUAUAGUGGCUUCAAUGAACUUGGUACAAGUAUCUUCACUGUGUAUGAGGCAGCAUCGCAGGAGGGCUGGGUGUUCCUCAUGUACAGAGCCAUCGACAGCUUCCCUCGCUGGCGCUCCUACUUCUACUUCAUUACGCUCAUAUUCUUCUUGGCCUGGCUGGUCAAGAAUGUCUUCAUUGCAGUCAUCAUUGAAACCUUUGCUGAGAUCCGAGUCCAAUUUCAACAGAUGUGGGGGUCCAGAAGUAGCACCACAUCUACUGCUACAACACAGAUGUUCCAUGAAGACGCUGCUGGCGGAUGGCAGCUUGUUGCUGUGGACGUCAACAAGCCACAUGGCAGAGCACCUGCAUGCCUUCAGCAACUGAUGCGGUCCUCUGUGUUCCACAUGUUCAUCCUGAGCAUGGUCGCCGUGGACGUCAUCUUUGCGGCCAGCAACUACUACAAAGGGGAGAAUCACCGGAGGCACUACGAUGAAUUUUACAUCGCUGAGGUUGCGUUCACCAUUCUUUUCGACCUGGAAGCUUUGCUGAAGAUCUGGUGCCUCGGGUUCACUGGAUACAUCAGCUCUUCGCUUCACAAGUUUGAGUUGCUCCUGGUCGUUGGCACAACGCUGCACAUCUAUCCUGACCUCUACCACUCCCAGUUCACGUAUUUCCAGGUCCUGCGUGUGGUGCGUUUGAUCAAGAUCUCCCCGGCCCUGGAGGACUUUGUGUACAAGAUAUUUGGGCCGGGUAAAAAACUGGGCAGCCUGGUGGUGUUCACUGCCAGCCUCCUCAUCGUGAUGUCAGCCAUCAGUCUGCAGAUGUUCUGCUUUGUGGAGGAUCUUGACCGCUUCACCACAUUUCCCAGGGCAUUCAUGUCUAUGUUCCAGAUUCUAACCCAGGAAGGAUGGAUAGAUGUCAUGGACCAGACCCUGGUGGCAGUCGGCCACAUGUGGGCUCCAGUCGUCGCCAUUUACUUCAUUCUGUACCACCUGUUUGCCACCCUGAUUCUGCUCAGUCUUUUUGUAGCCGUUAUUUUGGACAAUCUGGAGCUGGAUGAAGACUUGAAGAAGUUAAAACAGCUCAAGCAAAGUGAAGCUAACGCCGACACCAAAGAGAAGCUACCUCUGCGACUCAGGAUUUUCGAGAAGUUUCCGAACAGACCUCAGAUGGUGAAGAUCUCCAAGUUGCCGUCAGACUUCACCGUGCCCAGAAUCAGGGAAAGUUUCAUGAAGCAGUUUAUUGAUCGGCAACAGCAGGGCACUGGCUGCUUGUUCCGACGUCUCCCAUCAGCUUCAUCGUCCUCCUGUGACCACUCCAAACGCUCCGCCAUCGAAGACAACAAGUAUAUCGACCAAAAGCUCCGCAGGUCAAUAUUUAGCAUCCAAGCUCGGAACCUGCUGGAAAAAGAAAACAUUGUCAAUAAAAUCCUACGGGAGUGCACACAGCAGCGCAUGCACAGCGGAUCACCAGAAGGUCAGCCGCUGAAGGAGCGCUCAAUAUUGAGUGUCCAGCAUCACAUACGUCAGGAGCGAAGGUCACUGAGGCACGGUUCCACUAGUCAGAGGAUAAGUCGAGGAAAGUCGCUGGAGACUCUCACUCAGGAUCACUCGAGCACAGUUCGCUAUCGCAACGCUCAGAGAGAAGACAGCGAGAUAAAGAUGAUCCAGGAGAAGAAAGAACAAGCCGAGAUGAAGAGGAAGGUCCAGGAGGAGGAGUUGAGAGAGAACCACCCCUACUUCGACAAGCCUCUCUUCAUCGUUGGUCGAGAGCACCGCUUCCGCAACUUCUGCCGGGUGAUCGUACGAGCUCGCUUCAACGCAUCAAAGACUGACCCCGUCACCGGAGUAGUGAAGAACACAAAGUACCACCAGCUUUAUGACCUCCUGGGCCUCGUCACAUACCUGGACUGGGUGAUGAUCAUAGUCACCAUCUGCUCCUGCAUCUCUAUGAUGUUCGAGUCACCGUUCACCAGGGUCAUGCACGUCCCCACCCUUCAGAUCGGAGAGUUUGUGUUCGUCAUCUUCAUGAGCAUCGAGCUGAACCUGAAGAUCAUGGCCGACGGCCUGUUCUUCACCCCCACGGCUGUGAUCAGAGACUUUGGAGGAGUGAUGGACAUCUUCAUCUACCUAGUGAGUCUGAUCUUUCUAUGCUGGCUUCCGCCCGACGUCCCGCCGGAGUCCGGGGCUCAGCUGCUGAUGAUGCUGCGCUGCCUGCGCCCACUCAGGAUCUUCAAGCUGGUGCCCCAGAUGAGGAAGGUGGUACGAGAGGUUCUCAAAGGCUUCAAGGAAAUCUUCCUGGUUUCCAUCCUUCUCCUCACACUGAUGCUGGUGUUUGCAAGCUUCGGCGUUCAGCUGUUUGCUGGGAAGCUUGCCAAGUGCAAUGAUCCCCACAUUCUGAAGCGGGAGGAUUGUCACGGUAUAUUCCGAAUAAAUGUCAGCGUUUCCAAGAAUCUCAAUCUGAAGCUGAAACCUGGAGAGAAGAAACCAGGUUUCUGGGUGCCGAGAGUCUGGGCCAAUCCACGUAAUUUCAACUUCGACAAUGUAGGCAACGCCAUGUUGGCCCUUUUCGAGGUGUUGUCCCUGAAAGGAUGGGUGGAAGUUCGUGAUGUCAUCAUUCACCGAGUUGGACCGAUCCACGGCAUCUACAUACAUGUCUUUGUGUUUCUGGGCUGCAUGAUCGGACUCACUCUUUUUGUCGGGGUUGUCAUUGCAAACUUUAAUGAAAACAAGGGCACAGCCCUCCUUACUGUGGACCAGAGAAGAUGGGAAGAUCUAAAGAGUCGACUGAAAAUAGCCCAACCUCUUCACCUGCCCCCUCGACCAGAGAAUGGUGGAUUCCGUGCCAAAAUGUAUGACAUCACCCAACACCCUUUCUUCAAGCGGGGUAUUGCUGUGCUCGUGUUGGCUCAGUCCGUACUGCUCUCCGUGAAGUGGGACGUUGAAGAAAAAGUAACAUUUCCACUCGCCACCAUGUCGGUUGUCUUCACUUUUAUAUUUGUGUUAGAGGUGACGAUGAAGCUGAUCGCCAUGUCGCCAGCGGGCUACUGGCAGAGUCGACGGAAUCGCUACGAUCUUCUAGUCACGUCUCUGGGCGUCAUAUGGAUCGUCCUCCACUUCGCUUUACUGAACGCUUACACCUACAUGAUGGGCACGUGUGUCAUCGUCUUCAGGUUCUUCACUAUAUGCGGGAAGCACGUCACGCUAAAAAUGCUGCUGCUGACGGUGGUGGUCAGCAUGUACAAAAGCUUCUUCAUCAUCGUGGGGAUGUUCCUCCUCCUCCUGUGCUACGCUUUCGCUGGUGUGGUCCUCUUUGGAACCGUCAAAUACGGAGAGAACAUCAACCGACACGCCAAUUUCUCCACGGCCGGCAAAGCUAUUACCGUUCUGUUCCGUAUUGUCACUGGAGAAGACUGGAACAAGAUCAUGCAUGACUGCAUGGUGCAGCCUCCAUUCUGCACCCCAGAUAAACAUCGCUACUGGGAGACAGACUGUGGGAACUACGCUGGAGCACUCAUCUACUUCUGCUCCUUCUAUGUCAUCAUAGCUUAUAUCAUGCUCAACCUGCUUGUAGCCAUCAUCGUGGAGAACUUCUCCCUGUUCUACUCCACGGAGGAGGACCAGCUGCUGAGCUAUAAUGACCUGAGACACUUCCAAAUCAUCUGGAACAUGGUGGAUGACAAACGGGAGGGCGUGAUCCCGACGUCGAGGGUGAAAUUUCUCCUGCGCUUGCUCAGGGGCAGACUGGAGGUGGAUCUGGACAAAGACAAGCUGCUGUUCAAACACAUGUGCUACGAGAUGGAGCGGCUGCACAGCGGAGGCGACGUCACUUUUCACGACGUCCUCAGCAUGCUGUCCUACCGCUCAGUGGACAUCAGGAAGUCUCUCCAGCUGGAGGAGCUGUUGGCCAGGGAACAGCUCGAGUACACCAUUGAGGAGGAGGUUGCCAAGCAAACCAUCCGCAUGUGGCUCAAGAAAUGCCUCAAGCGCAUCCGUGCUAAACAGCAACAAUCAUGCAGCAUCAUCCACAGCCUGAGAGAGAGCCAGCAGCAGGAGCUGAGCCGCUUCCUCAACCCCCCCAGCAUCGAGACCACACUCCCGAGCGAGGACCACAAUGCCAACAACGCCGACAACCCGUCGCAGCCUGAAAUGAGUGGACUCCAGCAGCUCCUGAGCCCCACACUGUCCGACAGAGGAGGGUACAGGCAGGACUCCUCAGACCUGGGGAGGCCGCAGAGGAAGCUGGGACAGUGGCGGCUGCCAGCAGGUCGCACAAGUGUCAAAUCCAUCGUGUGUAAAAUGAACCCCGUCAACGACGAAGCCUCGUCUGGCUCCGAAGUGAAGAAGUGGUGGACCCGGCAGCUCACGGUGGAGAGCGACGAGAGCGGCGACGACCUCAUCGAUAUCUAAGACAGGAGCUGUGUUUCUAUAAACUAGAUUUAUUCACGCCAAGCCAGGUUACUGAGGAACAGGACGCCUCCCAGCUGACUGAGAUUUUUACCGAGCUGCUUUUCGUGACGAGCAGAUACCUCCGAGAGCCAUGCCGCCGAAUAUUUUUGUCAUCGCUUAUUUUUCUAUGCAUCCCGACCAUAUUUAAGAAGGAAGAUGGUGGCGCUACUGCCUAAAUCAAGUGUGUUUCUGGCCACUCUGUCAUUGUGUUCUAAUACAUGUUAUUUAUUGUGUCUCGAACGCGUUUGUCUCUGUCCCAUGUUUCCAACAGUGUUAAUGGAGUUUCUUAAUCACUUUAUACUUGAAUCAGAUUACUGUUUAGAACUUAAAAAAGAGAUACAUAUUUAGAUUUAUGACUGUGAAUGUAAUGAAAUCUAUCUAUCUUAUAAUAAAGAUCUACUC
This is a messenger RNA of Synchiropus splendidus (mandarinfish), 6074 nucleotides long. RefSeq names its product sodium leak channel, non-selective (gene nalcn). Gene Ontology annotation, molecular function: monoatomic cation channel activity. Gene Ontology annotation, cellular component: membrane. The coding region runs from base 396 to 5633 and encodes 1745 amino acids. The record is from RefSeq and is a predicted model, not a curated record. The transcript has 46 exons. Gene Ontology annotation, biological process: monoatomic ion transport; transmembrane transport. NCBI's taxonomy places the organism in Eukaryota, Metazoa, Chordata, Actinopteri, Syngnathiformes, Callionymidae.